Parus major (Great Tit) is the source of this 3472-nucleotide messenger RNA. RefSeq names its product sphingomyelin phosphodiesterase acid like 3B (gene SMPDL3B). Gene Ontology annotation, biological process: sphingomyelin catabolic process. Gene Ontology annotation, molecular function: sphingomyelin phosphodiesterase activity. The record is from RefSeq and is a predicted model, not a curated record. The coding region runs from base 1388 to 2392 and encodes 334 amino acids. Lineage: Eukaryota; Metazoa; Chordata; Aves; Passeriformes; Paridae. The transcript has 7 exons.
GGGAGAGGGGCAGGGGAGCCCGGACGGAGCUCGUGGGGUGUCAGGGCUCUUUCUACCGUCCCCGCUUUGAAAAGGAGAAGGGAAAAUGUGCCUCGUAAUGUAAAACAGGGAUUUGGAGGAAAGCACAACCCCAGCGAGGGCUCUCGACACUGGCAAGAAGCUCCUGGCAGUGAGGUGACAAAAGGAUCACUACUCACUGUCUGUCCUUUGUGCAUUCUGUCUCGCCGUGUCUGAUUCCACAGUGACUCCGAGUACCAGCAAUGCCCAGGGGAAGGAGCUGUGUGUCCCUGCAUCCGGCACUGCCAGUCACAGCAGUGUCAAGCAGCCUGCAGCAUUUCUUCUGGCUCUGAUGAGGUGCCAGGGAGACAGGUUUUGCUUUAAGAGUCAGAGGAACCUCCCCAGUGGAGGAUGUUCUCCCCUGGUAUGGUUUCCAGGCGUGGGUCUCCUAUGGGAGGCCUCAACAGCACUUAUAGGCAGUAAAACUUUUAUUUUGCAUGGUGAUUGUGUAUAUUGUCUUUCUUCUGAUGGUGCAGCCUCAGCUUGCUGUAAACUCCAGGUCCAGUUUGCAGGGCUGUUACCUGUCCUGUGUUUUCAUUUUCUGCCCCUGCUUAGAUGUAGUUAGUUUUCUGUUCCUGCUUAGAUGUAGUUAUUUGUUCUUGUGACCUUAUGUUGAGUAUUUUCUUUCAAGCAGUUUUCCCCAAUUCUUUGACAUGAUUUUGAAUGCUCUUCUCUCUCUCUCUCCAGUGGGCUUGUGGACUGCCCAGCAUCCUCUACAAAUACUAUCAGAUGCCCUCAGAUUGCCAAGUGCUGAUCCUCGCAGUAUUUCCAGGUAGCUUUAGUGCCUGUGACACUCCCUGUGCAGAGGGAGCUUUCCCUUCACACUCUUGAGCAUUGGAGUUUUAAGGUAAAGUGAAUUGUGGAAUCACAGAAUAUCCUCAGCUGGAAGGGACCCACAGGGAUCAUGGAUUCCAACUCCUGGCCCUGCACAGACACACCAACAAUCCCACCUUGUGCAUCCCUGAUAGUUUUGUCUGAACACUCCUGGACCGGGAAGUUUGGAGUGGAGCUCAUUUUCCCUGUGAGGAAUUUCUUGAAACUGCCUCAGUGUCUUGGCCAGUCAACAUAGCACUGACUUCUGCACCCAAAAGCUUAAACUUUCUCUUCUAGGAGGCACAGAGAGGAGUUGGAAAGUUUCUCUGCUUUGCUCACUGCUGCAAGCACAGGCCCUGUUAGUCCCAGACAGUGAUUGUGCUGCUUCUCUUUUUCUAGAGAUGACACUCCCCAUGUCCCCAAUGAGCAACUUGGAGAAGAAAAGGUUCUGUACAUAAUAGCAAAUCUGACUUCUCUGAUAAAGAAGACAUUUCCAGGUACCAAGGUCUAUGCAGCAAUGGGCAAUCAUGACUUCCACCCCAAGAAUCAAUUUCCUGGGAAGAAGCACAGGAUCUACAACCAGACAGCGGAACUGUGGCGGCCCUGGCUGAGUGAUGCCUCCCUUCCUCUUUUUAGAACAGGAGCUUUCUACAGCGAAAAGCUGCCUGGCCCAGGGAUGAGGGGACGGAUGGUUGUCCUCAACACCAACCUGUACUAUGACCAGAAUGAUGAGACAGCUGGUGAGGAGGAUCCUGGGGGGCAGUUCCAGUGGCUGGAAGAAACCCUGACCAAUGCCUCUAGAGCAAAUGAAAUGGUCUACAUUGUGGGGCACGUCCCUCCUGGCUUCUUCGAGAAGAAACGGGGCAAGCCCUGGUUCCGGAAGGGCUUUAACGAGCGCUACCUGGGAAUUGUGCAGAAGCACCACAGGGUGAUCGCUGCCCAGUUCUUUGGGCACCACCACACUGACAGCUUUCGCAUGUUCUACAGCGACACAGGUACUCCAAUCAAUGUCAUGUUCCUGGCCCCUGGAGUGAGUCCCUGGAAAACAACAUUACCUGGAGUGAGCAAUGGAGCCAACAACCCUGCGAUUCGGGUGGUCCACUAUGAUCAGGACACCCUUCAGGUCUUGGAUAUGGUGACUUACUACUUGAACCUUACUCGUGCCAACAUGAUGGCCUUGCCACGGGAGGAAGAGUUCCCAGUGUGGGAAGAAGAGUACAGGCUGACAGAAGCCUUCCAGGUCCCUGAUGGCUCUGCAAGCUCCAUGCAGAAGGUGCUGGAGAGGAUCUCGAGGGAUCCACACUAUUUGCAGCUGUACUAUGACUUUAACUCUGCCAGAUAUGACCUAGAGCCGUGCAAGCAGGAAUGCCGUGUGGAUCACGUGUGUGCCAUCAGGGAAGUUGAUUUUAUAAAGUAUGAUGAGUGUGUGAAAACCAACAGCUCUGCCCUUGCUGCCAGCAGUGUUUGGCUUUUGGUUUUCUGCGUGUUCUUAGGAUUUCUCAGUCCUCAGCGAGUGCUGUGAUGGCCAAGAGCAGGAGAAAAGGAGGAGGGCAUGAGAUCACACUACACUGCACAUGAAUUGGUGAUUUUGGCAUUGAGAACUUGCUUGGAAACCAGGACAAAACUGUCAGUGUUUACUAAAAGCCCUGUGAUGCUGAUUUGAAUUUUUCUAGACAAGCUUGAUGUAUGAAGAGCAAUGUUUUUGAGAGCCUUGCUGUGCCAAAGUGACUGCAACAAGGAGUGUCUCCCCUCUGCUGGGACUGCUGGGGCAGCCUCACAAAUCAGAUGAAGACCAGGCCUCCCUAUGGACAUGAACUGGCAAGGGGUGAGGGUAGGGAGCUGCCACAUGUUCCAGAGGCUGUUGCCAGCAUUCCUCAUGUUGGCACACACUUUUCCAAGUUUGCACAGAGGAAGUGGUGUUGUGGUGGUUUUGCUCCACAGCAGCCUGUGGCUUAUGAGCAAAGCAAGGUGGGGUGGCAGUGUCUGGACUUCUGCAAACUUUGGUGUUUCAGUGCUGAAGAUGAAGCACAGAUGAUUAUUUGUGCCUUACUGUUGAGCAUAAAUAACUCUCCACUCUCUUCUGUGCUCUCUUCACUCAGCUCCACUGUGUUCCCUCCCUCAGCUGGGCUUGGCAGCAGUGAGAUCUGAGGUGGUGAUUUACAACCUUGGGUUUGCCAGCUGUGCUGAGGCCCUGGAGGGAGCCAGUGCAGUGCUGGUAUUGGACUCCAGGUGUGGGUGGAGGGGGAGCAGGAUCAGUGCUCUGUGUGUGAAAGUGGCUCUGGGCUCUCCUGGGGCCCUGAUGGGGGGAUGGAAGGGAGGAAGCUCUGUUCUGUGAUGUUGGAAUGUUAAAUACCUCUUACUGCUUUACAGGUUCCAGGACCUUUGGGGAAGGGUUAUUUAACAACUGCAACCCAAACCUGAAGGUGUUGAUCCUUACUCCAGGCUCUUACUUCACACUCCCUCCAGUACUCCCUCUCCCACACCCAGCAGGUAAAGCCCAGAGCCACCACACAGCUCCUAUGUGUGAAGACCUGUACAGAAACAUUGCUCCCCCUUUAUCUACCACUGAUUGAGACUUUUGAGAGUAAAAAAUUUCAGAUGA